Molecule: messenger RNA, 199 nt
Organism: Scutellospora calospora
Lineage: Eukaryota; Fungi; Glomeromycota; Glomeromycetes; Diversisporales; Gigasporaceae
Source: the annotation of a GenBank genome assembly
AUGACCAACGUCACCGCACCAUUUCACCAUUUGAUCCUACGACUGCAACAUCUACUAGCUGUACUACAUUAGGGUGUGUAUCAGACAUGGACGAUAAAAUUCUAGAAUGGGCCUGUACAAAAGCCAUUGAAGAAUCACCGGAAAAAAUUACAGAAUAUUUACAAGCAAUAAAUAAAUUGUCAAAAGAAAGAAAAAUACG